AGUUGCUUUAAAAUGUUUACAUAAUUCACAAAAUUUCCUUGAUGAAUUUAUAAAUGAGGUUAAAGCAUAUCCAAAUCAAAAAAUAGAUAAUAUUCUUAAAAUAUAUGGAAUAUCUCAAAAUCCAACUACAAAAGAUUAUAUUAUGGUUCUUGAAUAUGCAGAAGGUGGAGAUUUCAAUAGUUAUUUAAAUAAAAAGUAUGAAGUUUUUGAUUGGUUUAAUGGAUUAAGUGUGUUAACUAAUACUAUUGAAGGUCUUAAUAAAAUUCAUCAAAAACAAAUGGUUCAUCGUGAUUUUCAUAUUGGAAAUAUAUUAUUUACAAAAUUUACAAGAUUUGAUCAGUAUCAUAAUAAAAAUAAUGAGUCUAUUGAUUAUGUUGCAUGUAUUUCUGAUAUGGGAUUAUGUAAAAAAAUUGAUGAUAUUAAUGAAACAAGUAUUUAUGGAGUUAUGCCUUAUGUAGCUCCUGAAGUAUUAAAAGGAAAUCCUUAUACUCAAGCAGCAGAUAUAUAUAGCUUUGGUAUGAUUAUGUAUGUUAUAGCAACUGGAAGGCAACCUUUUGCUGAUUGUGCUCAUGAUGGGGUUCUAGCAUUAAAAAUAUGUAAUGGAAUUAGACCUGAAAUAAAUGACAAAAUUACACCAAAAUGUUAUAUCGACUUAAUGAAAAGAUGUUGGGAUUCAAAUCCAGAUAAUAGACCAAAUUCAAUUGAAUUAAAAGAAUUUAUUGACCUAUUUUAUAAUUCAUUAAAUCAAAAAUUUGAUAAAAAGGAACAAAUACAUCAUGAAACUGAAACCCAAUUUAAUGAGACACAAGAAUAUAGAAAAGAAAAUUUUUUAUCAAUAAAAAAUAAUCAAUCAACUACUCAUACACAAGCUAUUUAUACAUCUCGAUUACUUAAUUCUUUUACAAAAAAUCUUUCAAAAUAUGAAGAUAAUUUUAAUAAUAGUACAGUAGAAAUUAUUGAUUUUACAACUUAAAGUUAUAAACAAUUGGCUGUAAAAUAAUGGUUUGAAAAUUUAAAGUAAAAGAGUAUAUUAAACUUCAAAUAAAUAACAUAAAAUGA
Rhizophagus irregularis DAOM 181602=DAOM 197198 is the source of this 1059-nucleotide messenger RNA. Lineage: Eukaryota; Fungi; Glomeromycota; Glomeromycetes; Glomerales; Glomeraceae. The record is from RefSeq and is a predicted model, not a curated record.